This is a messenger RNA of Acanthocheilonema viteae, 657 nucleotides long. The record is from the annotation of a GenBank genome assembly. Lineage: Eukaryota; Metazoa; Nematoda; Chromadorea; Rhabditida; Onchocercidae.
AUGUCACGUGAUAAACUGUUAACUUUAUCUGAUGUCGCAAAUCGAGCAUUUUAUGAUGGAAAUUUUGAAAAAGCUUUAACACUUUAUAAUGAAGCAAUUCAAUUACAUCCCACUAAUUUCAUUCUAUAUUCCAAUCGUUCCGCUAUUUUUUUCCGCCUUAGAUAUUUCCACCAGUCAUUGGCUGAUGCUCAGCAAGCGUUAGCAUUAAAUCCUAAAUGGGCAAAGGGUUAUUUGCGGAAGGGUAAUGCUCUACGUGGUAUUGGAGAAUUUGAUAAAGCAAUUUUUGCAUACUGCCAAAGUUUGGCAAUUGAAAAUGAAAUUGAAACAAUUGAUACAUUAAAAGAUGGAUUAUGUUAUAGCUCAAUCAAAAAUCAUUUAUCAAUAUUACUCAACAAAAUUGGAACUGAUAUAAAUGGAGUGAAAUUGAAUGCAUUCUUAAUUAUUAGCAUAAUUGGUCAAGAAUAUUUGAUCACUGGUUAUAUAACUGAAGCAAUUACAUUGCUUCAAUUAGCACUAGAUAUGAAUGAAGCUAAUGUAGCAUCAUUGAGCUCAAGACUGUCAGUGCUCGGUGCUAUUUCAUUUGCAUAUUAUCAACAAAAAAAUUAUCAACAAGCAAUCAAAUAUUUAGACAUGCAACUUGAAAUCACUAAUGAAUGA